CCCUGGCCUCAAGUUUGUUUGGCUAUUAAGCGUUAAUUAAGUGCCACUUUGAUGCAGGGCGACACCUCACCGUUGCAGGGCUUGGCUCAAGACCAAUCACAGGAGGGCCCUAAAGCUUCGGGGCCCGUGCCGACCAUGGCCUCCUUGUUGAUUUUUGAUGAGAGCAAUCCCAAAGCGGUAAUCUCAUCACCUCGGUCAGUGCAGGCAUGCAAGCAGGAAGGCGUUCUGCCAGAGGAGUUGAUCUACAAACCAGUCGAAGCUUUUCAGGACAAGCACCUUUCUCCACGCCUAGUGAAGCUGAGGUAUGACUUUUUUGAGGCCAAGCGACAGGAUUUGUUAGCGGCUGCCCGAAGGGCACGUGAGCACCUCCUCACGGAGACCAAGGAGAAUCAAAAUCAGCAGCUGGCGAUGGUCGCGCAAGAAAGCGGCUUGAGCAAAGGAGCUGUGCUAGCGCUGAAUAGCGACAGCCUAAAGUUGGAGCGGCAAAAGUUGCUCCGUGCGCAGGAGACCGAGAGAAAAUGGCUCAGCCAAGCCCUGGAGAUCGAGUUGAAGAACCUCAAGGACUUGGAGUCAGCCAACGCGUUCCUGGACAGCGCGGCAAAAGACCAGCAGGCUUACCUCCGUGAACAGUCCCGGAAAAUGAAAGAGAUGAACGACCGCCGGGCUGCAGAAGAGGAGCGGAAACACAUGGAGAUGGAGGCCCGGCAGAAGUUGGAGAAGCAGCUGGCCAAGGAAGAGUUUCACAAGCAACAGCUGGAAAUGCAGCAGAAGAGGAAACAAGAGGCCAAGCGGCUUAAGGAGGCGCAUGAGAGGCAGCUUAAGGAGGCCGAAAAGAAGCGACAAAUCGAACGAGACAAAGCGGCGAAGCGAGAGCAGGAGUAUCUACAGCUUCAGGCUCGGAAGGAAGAGAUGCGAGCCCAAGAUCAACGAAGAUUGGAUAUCAUGGCGCAAAAGCAGGAAGCAUACCAGGAGUUCAUGCGUGAGCGAAAAGACAAACGGGACAUGAAGAUCUACAACAGCAUAUUGGCGAAUCAAGACUUUGAGCGGAAGCGGCGGGAAGACUUUGAAAAGAAGCAGCAAGACGAAGCCUCCAGAGAGGAACGCCUCCUGCAGGCGAUGGCAGAGAAGCAGGAGGAAAGCGCGAAAAAGUCCUUCCAGACUUUGAUGCGGCGAAAGGUGAUCCAGGAUGAGGCGCAACGAAGGGCCGAAGACCGGCGGCAAGCCAUCCUAGAUCAACAAGAGGAGACUGAGUAUCGUCUCAUGGAGCACGAAGCCAAGAAGGAGCGCUACUUGGACUUCAAACGCGAACUGGAUGGUCUCCGUGCAAAGAAUAAGGAGAUCAAUGUAGAGCGGCAGCGGCGGCGCGAGGAUGCGGAGCGGGAGGCCAUUGCAGAUGCUGUGAAGAAGAAGGACGACAAGAUUGACCACCUCAAUGCCGAGAGGCAGCGGAUGUGGGAGCUUCGGAAGGCGGCGCAAGCCGAGGCUUACAAGGCCCGGGCGUGUGCGAAGGAGGAGAUCCUGAAGCAACGUAUCGAGUCCAAGUUCAACUCAAAGAAGCUGGAGGAAAAGCUGGGAUCUUUGAUGCAGAGCGACCUCUUCAGUGCAAAGAUCCUCCAAAGCACAUCGAUGCCCUCCUUGCACUGAGCUGGCGGCUGUUUCAUAGAUGCAGUAAGGAGCACAUGUGAAUUCUCAUGUGAUCCAGGUUCGGAGUAUGUUUGAGCGUUGAGUAGUGGGGUUGAGCUGGCACACCAGAGUUUCAUUUGCUUGAUUAGUGCCCUGCUCAACCCCUGUAGGAUAUGCCUAACUUGCACGAAGCAACG
This is a messenger RNA of Durusdinium trenchii, 1820 nucleotides long. The record is from the annotation of a GenBank genome assembly. NCBI's taxonomy places the organism in Eukaryota, Dinophyceae, Suessiales, Symbiodiniaceae.